Messenger RNA from Aspergillus niger, 420 nucleotides. RefSeq lists its product as uncharacterized. Lineage: Eukaryota; Fungi; Ascomycota; Eurotiomycetes; Eurotiales; Aspergillaceae. The transcript has 2 exons. The record is from RefSeq and is a predicted model, not a curated record. The coding region runs from base 1 to 420 and encodes 139 amino acids.
AUGUCUUUCCUCACCCGCAUUGCCCCCGCUGCUCGCACAUCUACGCUGUCUCUCCGACCUGCGACUACUCCCGUAUUCUCCGUGGGUGCCACCCGCUCGAUCUCCGCCACUGCCCGUCGUGACAAGGGACCCAUCGAUGCCACCAAGGACACCCUGAAGAAGGCCGACCGCAAGGUUUCGGAUGCCGCUGUGAAGGGCAUUGAAGUAGGAGAAAACGCCGCUGAAAAGGUUAAGAGCACCGUUGGCAGCACCACCGCUGAGGCCAAGGCCAAGACCGACGAACUGUCUGGUGAGGCAUCUCAAGUGGCUGGCCAGGGUAAGGGCAAGGCCGAGGAGGCACUCGGUACUGCCAAGGGCAAGGCAAAGGAGGCCGCUGGAGAGGUCAAGGGUAAGGCCAAGGAAACUGCUGGACGGUUUUAA